This is a messenger RNA of Manduca sexta (tobacco hornworm), 3135 nucleotides long. RefSeq names its product luciferin 4-monooxygenase. Lineage: Eukaryota; Metazoa; Arthropoda; Insecta; Lepidoptera; Sphingidae. Gene Ontology annotation, biological process: fatty-acyl-CoA biosynthetic process; long-chain fatty acid metabolic process. Gene Ontology annotation, molecular function: long-chain fatty acid-CoA ligase activity. Bases 74 to 1729 code for a protein of 551 amino acids. The transcript is spliced from 11 exons. The record is from RefSeq and is a predicted model, not a curated record.
CUCAUUAAGAAAGUUUCGGUGAAGAUUAUCGGUUUUAGUUUGAGUGAGAUUGUUUAUAUUUGAACCUCGUGCGAUGAAGAAUAACAAAAUGGUGAAAAAACGGGACAUAAAUAAACGCGCUACCUUUUUAAAGUUAAAAGCAGCACAAAGAUUAAAUAUAGCUCCGGAGAAGUGUCACAUUGGACAUAUUUUACUUCAGGGUAUGCUGGAAGACCCCAACAGCUUGAAUCAAAUCGACGGAGCAACAGAUGCGCGGGAAACUAAUAUCUCAGUGGCGAUGCGGUCAUGCCGGCUCGCCAGCGCUAUGGUAAACAGCGGAAUGGAACCAGGAGAUCCAGUCAUAAUAACGGGAAGAAAUCAUCUGGAUUUAGCGAUACCCUUCUAUGCCUGCCAUUUUAAUGGAUAUCCAUUAUGUGGAAUCGACCCUAUGAUUACAGCGGCUGAUAUGAAUGCUUUAUUUCCCUACAUUAAACCAAAAAUGAUAUUCUGUGAGCAAGAAAAUGUUCAGAAAGUCAAAGACGCACUUGCAUCCAUUAGAUGUAAGGCGCAAAUAGUGGUUUUUGAUGACUCUACAUGCGAUUUGGAAUAUUAUAUUAAGGAGAAAAAUGGAACUGAACGUAAUUACAGGCCGGCCGAGUUCGAUCACUCUAAAAUAACUGCAUGGCUUAUGUUGACCAGUGGCACAACCGGACAGCCGAAAGUGGCCAUUAUUCCUUUUGAUACAUUGUUAAAUGGCGUAUGCUGUUGGUGGACACCAUUCACAGAUGUGUUUGAAACCACUUUGGUGAUGGCUAAUCUACAAUGGAUGUCAGCGUUAAUGUUCUUUGUAACCGGAUCAGUAUUGGGAUACACUAGGCUACAAACUUCUGUACCGCUCACACCACAAAUCCUUGUCAUGCUCAUCAAUAAAUAUAGGCCGAAUGUGACCGCGUGGACGCCGUAUUUAUUGGGUCAAUUCCUUGUAGCAGCUGAAAACGUUUGUGACUUAUCGUCCUUCAGAUACAUUGCCAUUGGCGGCAGCGCCAUCGAGAAGCCAUUAUAUGAAAGAUUUAGCAAAAAAUGUGGAGCUUUUCUGUACUUAGUUUACGGAAUGACCGAGCUUUUAGUGCCUGUGUUUGACUUUGAUGAAAACACUCCGUUCGGUUCGACUGGCACACCUUCGACAAAAUACCAAUUCAAAUUAAUAGAUAAUGAUAAUCAAAUUGUAGACCAACCUUUAAAAACUGGUGAACUCUGGAUUAAAGGAGACGCAUUUUUCAAGGGAUAUUUGAAUAAUGCAGAAGAGACCAAAACUAUUUUAACUGAUGACGGCUGGUUUAAAACUGGGGACAUGUUCUACAGAGAUGAACAGAAUCUAUACUAUUUUGUAGAACGAAAAAGACUUCUCAUUAAGCACUUCGGCUUUCUGAUCGCUCCACUGCAAUUGGAAGAGGUUAUCAAACGUCACCCUGGCGUGCUUGAAGCUUGCGUAGUGGGCGUGCCGGACCCAGAGUGUAUGGAACUGCCCAUCGCUGCCAUUUUAAAAAAGAAUGGCAUGAAAGUUGACUCUCAAGAAAUAUUCGAUUUACUUAAAAAGGAACUACCCGAUCUGAAACAACUUCGUGGCGGUUUGUUUUUCGUAGACUCGUUUCCCGUCACGCCUUCUGGUAAAGUGCACAGGGCAAAAGUGAAAGAAAUGGCUUUGAUCACUCCACGCAUUAUGCCCGUGAAAAGUGAAGUUAAACACUAGACAUUAGUGCAUAAGAUGUAAUAUCGUUAAUAAUUAUUAAUAGUUCUUAAAUAUUUAUUACAUAUUUAUAAAUGCAGUGUAUAUAAUAAAAUUUACGGUAUCAUAUUAUUAUAACUAAAACAAUAGUGUAAAGAAUCUAUUAACUAUGUUUUAUAAUAUUAUAUGUAAAAAUGUAGGUUUCAAAUUAUUAUAAUGUUCGUCAAAAUAAUUCGCGAACCAUUUACAUUGCCCUAAUUACAAAAUAACAAUGUGUAGUAGGUAGUCACUUACUAGGUUUAUUAGCGUGCACGCGUUGUAAUAUAUUUAAUUUAAACAUAAUGAACUUAUUUAUUAUCUUACUAACAGGUGCCAUUAAAUGAUUUUUAGAUUCGUGGUUUAAAACUAUGAUAUUAUACAUAAUGUAUAUAAAUAAAAUAGGUUUACUUUAGCAAUAAUUGUGUUUGUGUUCUAUUUUUAAUAAUUUAAGAUGUUUGUAACUAAUAUUACUGUAAAAUAUUAAGAGAUAAAAAUAAAAAGGUUAAAGCUCUUACUUAUAUACAAGCUUUUUAAUGCAGGUCUCUGAAUGAGAAUACGUUCGAUCCUGAUACCUUAAAUGCCAAGCAAGCAAAUAUAUGAUUAAAAUUUAAUCGGUGAAUACAGCCAAUAAUUGUUCCCUCUCUUUUUAUCGAAAACAUAAUAAAAAAGAAAUGUUAUAAUGAAAUUCCAUUUUAAUAACAAUUUUUUGUACUUAUAAAAAUAUAUGUAAUCUUUGUAGUUUUGGUUUAGGAAUACAUACUACAAAACAAACUUUCGUAUAUUCUAUAAUAUAAAGCUGAAGACUGUUUAUUUAUUUAAACGCGAAAAUCUCAGAAACUGCUAGGACGAAUUUAAUUUUUUUUAAUGUUGGGCAGCCCUUUUAUAUAGUAUAUAAUAGUUAUCGACUCAUUUUAAUUAUAUUAGUAGGUAUGUAGUGACGAAAACUAUAAAGUUGAUAAGCUUAGCCCAUUAAAGGAAAUGCUUAAUAAAACAAAAUAAAAUAAUACGAAAAAUACUUUUGUUGGCAUCAUUUGACAAUAAUUUCUUGGGAUUACAUUUUACAGAAAUACUUUUGAAUGACAUUAAAAAUCGCUCCGCAAAGUUUUAUUAAAAUGUUCUGUCUGUUAAUUGAAAAUUGUUACAAAGUAGAUUGUUUCGAAAUGCUCUUGUUCAUUUAGAAUUGGCAUAGAUUUGGGUUUGAUUCUUAUACCAGGCAAUUCGUUACGAGGGUUUCAAAAGAUCAUCAGCAUAUAGCAGAUAUCUUUAUUUUUUAUUAGCUAUUUGACAUAGUAUAUUGUAGGAAAUAAUAAAAACACUAACCAAACUAUCGCGGCCUAUACAACUUUAUGUAAUAUUAGAAACAGAAGCAAUUUUGUUUAAAAAUAAAGAGA